AUGCCGCUAUCGUCCCUCGCCUCAUCGCUGCGCAGCAUCCUCUUUGCACCGCCACCGCCGCACCAGCAUCCUCCCUCGGCCUCGUCGUUGUCGUCGCCGGCAUCGAGCACCACCCUCCCCAUUCCACCCGCAGCACUCGCAUCCCUCACCUUGCGCUCCAGGCACGCGCUCGAACGCCUCUACGCCUACCGCGCACCCCACAACUCGGAAUCCUGCCCGCACGCCAUCCCCGCAUUUCGCAGGGCCGCCGUCCUCCUCGGCCUCUUUGCCGGCCGCAACGGCGAGCUCUACGUCAUCCUCAGCAAGCGCAGCUCCCGCCUUCGCAGCCACUCUGGCGACACCGCCCUGCCUGGAGGCAGGUUCGAGCAUACCGACAAGGACCUAGAGUACACUGCGCGGAGAGAGGCCUUUGAAGAGACUGGCCUGCCCAUCGACCCGUCUUCGUCCAUCCUCUUGUGCGAGCUGCCUCCCUUCCUCUCGGCAAACGAGCUGGUCGUCACGCCCUUUGUCGUCCUGCUGACAGAUCACAGCGUGCAGCCUCACCUGAAUCCGAGCGAAGUCGACUCGCUCUUCUCGCUGCCCCUCGUUUCCUUCCUCUACCACACGCCGCCCCUAUCACUGCGUCCCUCGCUCCGCCUCUCGCCGACACCGACCGAAGCCGCGCUGAGCGAGAUGCCGGCCAACGAGGUCUCGGCGCCGAGCGACUGGCACACGUGUCGAGACAUUCUCUGGCUCGGCGGCCAUCGGAUACGCAGGCACACCUUCUGGGACGAGCGGAACCCGAUCCGAGGAUUGACGAGCGACAUUCUCAUCCUCGCCGCCUCGAUAGCGUAUGCCUCCGAACCGCAGUUCUCAAACGUCGCCCCGGCCCAACCGACACAGGCGGACCUGAUUCGGCUCUCGUUCACCGGCCCCUUAGCGCUGAGGCGGUACCGCGUCAAGCCACGCAUGCAGUUCCUCCGUCCCCCCGACUCGUUUUCCUUUACCGGAACCACGACCGCAAAAGAGACGGGCGCGGCCGAACAAGACGCGAAAGGAGAGGCGGCGGCGGCAUCGGCAUCGGCAUCGGCAUCGUCGCGCGGAGAAGAACUGCAACAGCCGCUCGACGAUCGUGGCGACUUCAAGAUUGCCCCGCCCCUCGACAAGCAGCGCGCGAGCGGAGCCAAGGACCAGGACAAGGACAAGGACGAGGACAAGGCCAAGGCCAAGUUGUAG
Molecule: messenger RNA, 1215 nt
Organism: Pseudozyma flocculosa PF-1
Lineage: Eukaryota; Fungi; Basidiomycota; Ustilaginomycetes; Ustilaginales; Ustilaginaceae
Exons: 5
Coding region: 1-1215 (404 amino acids)
Biological process (GO): coenzyme A catabolic process
Molecular function (GO): coenzyme A diphosphatase activity; acetyl-CoA hydrolase activity
Source: RefSeq, a predicted model, not a curated record